Molecule: messenger RNA, 3812 nt
Organism: Schizophyllum commune H4-8
Lineage: Eukaryota; Fungi; Basidiomycota; Agaricomycetes; Agaricales; Schizophyllaceae
Product: acetyl-CoA synthetase-like protein
Exons: 16
Coding region: 281-3532 (1083 amino acids)
Molecular function (GO): phosphopantetheine binding
Source: RefSeq, a predicted model, not a curated record
CGACGGUCGCGCCCUCUCCGCGCCCUUACAGAUGCUCUCUGUGCCUCGUCUUCUCUAUCAAUAAGCACGAGUGUGUACAGAGGCGAGAUCCCGUUGGCAUGACUUCCGAAUCCCCGAAGAACGAGCUCGGCAAGGGAGGGAGAAGCUGCGCAUGCAGCCAGAACUUCCUCCCGGGGCCGGCGAUGCUGACAUGGACGUCGUUCGCUCGCAAAUAACGUUUACGACAUGUAUAUAAGCGGCCCCCAAUAAACGAAGAGAGCAUACGGCGAGCGCGCCCACCAUGUCGCCCAAAGCUUUUGUUCACGUUCCCCUCGAGGCUAAUCUCGCUUUUUCUGCUGCUUGUGACUUUAACCUCAAGCACAACCCGGAGCAGACGUGUUAUGUCUACGCUGACGCGGAUGGCACGGUUCGCGAGAUCACCUACCUCGAAUUCGGACGGGCUGUCCACCGCGCUGCUCACGCUCUACGACCUUCGCGCGAAGGCGGCGAUGACGGUUCUGUCGUCGCGAUCAUCGCGCUCUCCGACACGCUCCUCUACCAAGCGGUCAACAUUGGGCUCAUGAAGGCCGGCCUGGUCCCGUUCCCCGUUUCCCCUCGUUUAUCGGCUCCCGCGGUUGCGAACCUUCUGCGCGCGUCGAACUGCCAUCGUGUGGUGGCGACGCAGCAGACGCUGCACGCUCUCAUUGCGGCUGUCAAGGGCGAACUCGGGCCAGAGUAUACGCUGGAAGUCGAUGAGAUGCCUGCGCUCGAUGUGGUGUAUCCUCAUCUGGCUCGGGAGAAGGAAGUGCAUGCGUUCGAGCCGUAUCCCGAGCCCUCGAUAGAGCCAAAGCCGGACGACAUGCUGCUAUAUCUGCACUCCUCGGGAAGCACAGGCUUUCCCAAGGCAAUACCGCAUACGCGUGCCAGUAUGGCAGGAUGGAGCCGUCUAGCUAUCAGCCACGAUUUGCGCCAGUACCAGCCUCGCCUUCGCUUCGCGACACAUAUGCUACCAGCAUUCCACACGUUCGGCGUCUAUGCUCAGCUCAUCACACCGCUUCUCGGAGGGGCGGAGGUCGCGCUAUUCCAGCCUUUAGUCAAAACCCCAACAGAUGUACCGCCGCCGCCAACGCCCGACUCCCAGCUGGAAGCCGCCCGCGCAUGUGGCUGCACCGCGAUGGUCUCCGUACCGGCAUUCAUACAUCAGUGGGCGACGAGUGCAGAUGCGUUGGAGUACCUGAAGACCUUGAAAGUGCUGGCCUUCGGUGGCGGUCCUCUGGGCGAAGUCAUCGGUAAUCAGCUCGUCGACCUGGGUAUCAAGCUGCGCUCUAUCUACGGCGCAACUGAGUUCGGUGCGCCUUCGCGGUUGAAGCCGACAUACGAAGAGGACUGGAAAGAAUGUGGCUGGGUCGAGCUGGAUACGGAUGCGUGUCUAGCUUGGGAGCCACAGGGCGAUGGGACGCAGGAGUUGACCAUACCGGCCGACAAGAGCCAUUGGCACAUCCCCGCUGUUCGGAACCUACCGGAUCGCCCAGGAUAUGCCACGAAUGAUCUCUGGGUACGCCAUCCGACGAAGCCGCACCUUUGGAAGAUCAUCGGCCGCAAAGACGAUAUCAUCGUGCACGCGACAGGCGAGAAGACCGUACCUGCUCCCAUCGAGGGUCUCAUUGUGACAAGCCCGACGGUGGGCGCUGUGAUGAUGUUUGGGUACGGGCGCGACGAGGCGGGAAUUCUCGUUGAGCCGACACCUGCGCAUCAGGUCGACGUCGACGACGAUGUCCAAGUCGCGGCUUACCGCAAUGCCAUCUGGCCCCUAGUGGAGGAAGCGAACCGCAGCGCGCCGGCCUACAGUCGCAUCUUUAAGGAGCUCAUCCUCAUUACUCGGAAGGGCAAGCCUCUUCCACGGACAGAGAAGGGCACAGUUAUGCGUCGCUUGGCGCUGCAGGUAUAUAAGGACGAGAUCGAAAAAAUAUACGAGGUCAUCGAAAGCCAUGCACAAACCGGGGAGAAGGGCGUGAAGCCUCCUUCCAGCUGGGACGAGGCCUCCGUCGCGGAUUGGCUCGCCAAGCAUGUGCGCGAUAUCACGGGUCGCGAAAUGGACCGCGCAGCGGACCUCUUCGAGCAGGGCUUCGACAGUCUGAACGCAACUGUUCUCCGCCUGCGCCUGCUGGGAGGGCUGAAGUCAGACCCGAACGCUGCUUCAGCAUGCCUCGGGAUCUCGCAGAACGUCGUCUACCAACACCCAUCGAUCGACAAGCUUGCGACUCUCGUGUCCGGGCUGGUGCGCGGCGAAGCCAAUUCAGCGAAGGCACCUGAGGCGAGCGCGAUGGAUACAGUCGUGUCGCUCGCGGCGCGGUACAGCGAAGGUCUUCCCGGCUACGUCGAUGCGUCGACGUUGCCGAAGUAUGUUUCCCCAAAGUCCGCCAAAACGUUGGAGUUCCCGGUCACUGUGCUGCUGACGGGCACAACUGGCAACCUCGGGGCGGAGAUCCUGGGUAUGUUACUCAAGGACGACCGCGUGUCCCGUAUCUACGCGCUCGAGCGGGCGGGACCUGCACCUGUGAAGGAGAGGCAGCGCGCGAGGUUUGCCGACAAGGGCUUCGAUGUUCGCCUCUUGGACUCGAAGAAGCUGGUCUCUUUGCCGGGCGAUGUCUGCGCAGAGCGACUUGGCCAGAGUGAAGCUGUUUUCAGGGAGAUGCUUGCGUCGGUGUCCGUCAUCAUCCACGUCGCCUGGCGCCUCGACUUCAACCUCGGCGUCAACGCCUUCGAGUCCAGCAUCCGCGGAACCCGCGCGCUCGUUGACUUCGCGCGCCAAACCCAACACCGCGACACCUUACGCUUCCUCUUCACCUCUUCCAUCGCUUCUGCGGCGUCCCAGGACGCCGCCUCCCGAGGGCCCGUGCCCGAGGAGCCCAUCGACGAUCCGAGCGUCUGCGUGCAGGGCGGUGGGUAUGGACAGGGCAAGUACGUUGCGGAGCGCGUGCUGGCUGCGAGCGGAAUCGAGUUCAGCUCAGUCCGAGUGGGGCAGGUGAGCGGCGGGAAGCCGCGCGGGGCGUGGGCGACGACGGACUGGUUCCCGAUUGUGGUGAAGACGAGUAUCGCGCUGGGCGCCCUGCCGAGCGAUGAGCAGGACGUGACCUGGCUGCCGAUGGAUACCGUCGCGGCGACCUUGCUGGAUGCGGCCUUCUCACAGAGCACCUUGUCGCCUUCGCAUAACAUCGUCCAUCCGCGUCCAAUCCCCUGGUCUCAGAUGAUCACGCAAGUCCAGCAUUCCCUCAAGACGGUUCUACAGCGCGACAUCCCCGUCGUACCCUUCAAGGAUUGGUUCGUUAAGCUCGAAGCGGCGGCAAGUCGACCCGAUGUGAGCGCGCAGGAUGUGCCUGGCGUCAAGCUCCUCGAAUUCUUCCGCGGGAUGAGCGCUGGACAUGGGCUUGGUGCAUUUGCGACGGGCAAGACAGAGACAGUCAGUCAGACCCUGCGUAGCGCAGAACCCUUGGCUCAGAGGGACGCGGAUGCAUGGGUGCAGUACUGGAAGGAAAGCGGGCUGUUGCAGUGAGGUAUAUUGGGACGCCUCGGUGAGAUAUAGAACGCGGCGGGGCACGUCGAAUUGAUACAUGUAGAGCAGAUAAAGGGUUUGUUACACGUUUCAUGAAUCCAACAGACGGUUGGUUGGUAGUCCAUGAUACACAAGAACGGCACUGACGACGGAGGUAACCCUCGAUGGAGACCUUUGUACUCAUACGGCAAUCACCUAGCACGCGCGCGAAACAUGCCGUGUUGUAUAUAUCGCGACCAGCGAAGGAGCAUUUGUGCUCGCGAAGGCUUCGAAUCCGGUG